AGCAGGUAACGGCCCGGCCCCAGGCAGGGCCUCGCUCAAGCCUCUGGGCCGCCCGGUGCCGCCGUCCCUCAGCGCCGGCCCCUGCCCAGCUCGGGCCGCGCCGCCUCGCUCUCACUGCGGCUGGUGACUUUGUUAAGACGGGUUUUCCCCGACCGACCGUGAACCUGUUCUCUGUCUACACACGCUCCCUCGAUGAAUUCAUCCAGUCUCAUAAAGACCAACGAGCCCCUAAAGUGUGUCUCCAGCCCUGACCCUCCCCGGGACCUCAGACCCAAGUACUCAGAGGCCUGCCCACAUCUACGCUUGGAUGUCUAAGGUUUUUUGAAAUAUAUUCUUUCUUAAAAAGAGACCAAAACAUGUCAAAAAAUCCUGCCCUGGAAACAUCAUAAAUACUACAGUUUGAAGAACCCUCCACUCAGAACAUAUAGCAGAUCUUCAUAUAUCUUAGGAACGUUUCAUUAAGGACAGCAGGUUGUUAACUAUGUCUCUGGCUGGUCCAGCAGAAACAGACGUAGCCGGGCACCUCCCCAGUGUGGCAUUAGGACCCAGUAGGAUGGCUGCAGAGAGUGAGAGCAGCCUGGGUGCAGGUGACUGUCCCAGGGGCAGUUCCAGGUGUGCCUCCGAUAGGAGUGUUGACUAUAGCAGAUCUCAGUGUUCCUGUAGAAGUUUAAGUUCCUGCUGUGAUUACUCAGAAGACUUUCUCUCUGAAUGUUCGGAAACUGCUCUUAACAGAAAUUAUUUAGAGAAGCCUGCAAUAAAAGAAACGGACAAGAAGAAACAGUAUGUUUCUAAAAUCUCCCAAUCUAAAGUUAACAGGUGGCCUCAUUACAGAGUACCACGAUACUUGGAUCUCACUGGCUACUUGCCUUUCAUCUCAGCUGAAGAAUCAAGGAUUGAAUUGCCAAUGAAAUGUAAAAACCGGUUUCAACACCCCAAGAAGAAGGGCUCCAAGUCCGGCAAGAAGGAAAUCUCAGUUGAAAAAAAGCACAACUGGAAUGCACCACUUUUAAGUUCGCAAAACAAUACGAUUACCCAAAGAAGAGAUGCUAUGACUCAUCGCAUACUCUCAGCAAGGCUUCAUACGAUUAAGGAGCUAAAAAACCAACUAGGUGAUACACAUCGUAAAUUGGAAGCCACGGUCAUAGAAAACCAAUUUUUGAAACACCUUCAGCUUAGGCACUUGAAAGCUAUAGGGAAGUAUGAGAAUUCACAAAAUAAUCUACCUCAAAUUAUGGCAAAACAUCAGAGCGAAGUCAAAAAUUUGAGGCAGCUACUUAGGAAAUCCCAGGAAAAGGAAAGAAGUGCAUCUAGGAAACUUCAAGAAGCUGAUAGUGAGCUGCUGAAGACUAAAGACGCCUUACAGGCACUGCAGAAGCUUUCCGAAGACAAAAAUCUUGCAGAGAGGGAGGAACUUACACAAAGACUGUCUGUUCUUACAACAAAAAUGGAGGCAAAUGACAAAAAAAUACAGAGCUUGGAGAAACAAUUGAGGUUGAACAAUAGAGCCUUUAAUCGACAGCUGGCCAAUGAGAACGGGAAGAUGUUAGCAGCUCAGGCAGCUACAAAGACUCUGCAAAUGGAAAUAAAACACCUUCAACAAAAACUUAAGGAAAAGGACCGAGAGCUCGAAAUUAGAAAUAUCUAUACUAGUCGGAUACUUAAAAAUUUACAUGACAAAGAUUAUCCAAAAGUUUCUUCAACAAAAUCUGUACAAGCAGACAGAGGUUUUCCAUUGACAAGUAUGAAACACCAGGAAACCCAAAAAUCAGAAGAUGCUCCACCUUUGACGGCUAAGGGGAAGAAGACAACCAGAAACACUGGUCAUAAAGAAAAAUUGACUGAAAUAACCCAUGCGAUUCCUCGCUCUAUCAGCAAACUUCCAAAACAAGAGGAUUCCAAGAGAAAAUAUGAAGAUUUAUCGAAGGAAGAGGAACGUUUGGAAGUAGAACCACCUCUGGAGAAUACUGGAAGACCAAGAGAGAAGAAAGAUCAAGAGAAGAGACCCGCUUUGGUGAAAGAAUGGGAACUGCCACCACCAAGGACUGAAGUAAGUCCUCCCGAGAAGGAGGGCAAGCGGGAAGACGCAGCCCAAGGGAAGUUCACAGGCAGCCUCCAGAUAAAUGACACGGAUGAGACGCCUGAUAAAACUGCUGCGGCCAGUAUCAAAGCGCCCUUGCGACCGAGAAAGCACUACUCCUUCACGGAAGCCACCGAGAACCUGCAUCUCGGGCUCCCGGCCUUGGGCGGGCCGGCGGGCACAGGCGGGCCGCGAGGCAGUCUCAGCGCGGGCAAGCCGCACGGGAGCGCGGGCCCUGGGCCAGAGCACGCGGUGAGCGGGUACGAGCCCUCCUUUGGCAAGUCUUCCCGAACAAAGGCCAAAGACACGUUCAGGGAUAAGAAAAGAAGUCUAAUGGAGGAACUCUUUGGGUCGGGCUACGUCUUCAAACACGACCAGGCCUGCACGGCUGCCCCUCCACAGCUCGAGGAGACGCCGGAAAGUAAGAUGCACCAUCUACCCCCCGGCCAGGCCUCCGCCAGCAACGCUUUCAGAGAUUCUAAAGUAACUGUGGUAAAUUCUAUUAAGUCAUCUUCACCUCCGGAAGGAAAAAGAAAGAUCAUUAUUUAAAUACAGUCAGCAUCCUACUACAUUCUGAUUGGGUAUUCUCGUUCUUGCGGGCCUUUAAAUCUGAUCACGCUAGGGGGUGUGUGUGUGUGUUUCAGUAUUUCAAUGGACUUUGGAUAAUUAAGGUUUUAUUAUAACCUAAUUCCAAAAAUCCGUUGUGUUAUAGCCAAUGAUGACAUUUCAAAUACAAAAUUCUAUCUUUUUUUUUUUCCUACAAUGAAAACAUGUCCAUGAUCUUUGGGAAGACUCCUUUCUUCCAUGGCUUUAAUAUCCUGUGGGACCCCACGCACGGUUCGUAAGUCCAAGUCAGUCAGCCAAGAUGCACACAUCUCGUAUACGGAGGAAUGUUCACAGCAAUCAAAUUGUGUUUUAACCAAAAAACACGGAAGCAGCUUUGAAAGGGAACAAUAUGAUCAGAAGACUAUUAAAAAAAAAAAAACCCACAGUGUGGUUUUAUCAAAAUUAUUUUUGAGUGUUCGAUUCAGCUAAACCACCUUGUGAUGACACUCUCCUCGUGUACACCCGAGAUCCACUUUUUAUUUCUCUUUGUUACAUACCUGUCCCAUGUCCUUUUUUCUGUUAAUCUUGCUAUAAAAGAGCAUAUGGAAUAGUGUCCCCUCAAGCGAGCGGCUCCAUCCUGAGAGCUUCAUUACAUAUUAGGACGAGAUGGGCUGUAGGCCCCACGUUAAUCGGUUUACUUACCUUCAUCUACUUUUAAGGGCAACUUAUUGAUAAUAUGGACCACAUUAUUUCCAAAGAGCUUUAUGGACUGGUGUGCAAUAUUAUCACUUUAAAAAACUAAGAGUUGGGAUCCCUGGGUGGCGCAGCGGUUUAGCGCCUGCCUUUGGCCCAGGGCGCGAUCCUGGAGAUCCGGGAUCGAAAUCCCACGUCGGGCUCC
This is a messenger RNA of Canis lupus familiaris (dog), 3521 nucleotides long. It is a transcript of the gene LCA5L, whose product is annotated as lebercilin LCA5 like. Lineage: Eukaryota; Metazoa; Chordata; Mammalia; Carnivora; Canidae. The transcript has 11 exons. Bases 482 to 2626 code for a protein of 714 amino acids. The record is from RefSeq and is a predicted model, not a curated record. Gene Ontology annotation, biological process: intraciliary transport. Gene Ontology annotation, cellular component: axoneme.